AUGCCACCAACGAGGAUGUUCAACAAGAAUCUCAACAUCAACCCUUUCAACAACGUCGUCGUUUCGUCAUUCUCACUGAGGAAACACCACAAGGUUCUCUCGCCCAACAUCCUCGACUUCCCCGCACUUGUUCUCAGCCCCAUCACACCCCUCAUACCUGACCCCUUCAAUCGUUCCCGUUCUGUUAGCAAAAACGGUGUUGUUGUGGUUAUGGACACUGCCGAAGCUGAUGAAGAGAAAGCCAUGAAGGAGAAAAGGUUCUUCUUGCACCCUUCUCCCGCAUCCAUUUCCUGCGACAUAAAGCCUUGCCUUUUGCCCCUUUUGCCCCUUUUCCCCACCACCACCACCGCCACUGCGUCCCCAGGUUCUGGUUCUUCUAUUAAUUUUUAUUGA
Molecule: messenger RNA, 393 nt
Organism: Glycine soja
Lineage: Eukaryota; Viridiplantae; Streptophyta; Magnoliopsida; Fabales; Fabaceae
Product: VQ motif-containing protein 4-like
Exons: 1
Coding region: 1-393 (130 amino acids)
Source: RefSeq, a predicted model, not a curated record